AAAAACUGAUUUUUGUCUCAGGGGUAGCUGUUUCCGUUAUCUCUGAGCAAUGAAGCACAGCUGCAAUAUCAGCCAUAAAAUUCUGGGUUCCUUGAUAUUGAUACUCAUAUUCAAAUUGCUCAUCUACAAUGGAGAUUUCAAACACGUUGCAAAUUCAGUUUUCUUGGGAAAGUUCAGAUUUCCAGGAAACCUUGAGGAACGUGAUGAAGAAGAAGUUAAGCUACCACCAAAAGACUGUGAUCUCUUCAAUGGGAAAUGGGUUUUUGAUAAUAUAACCCAUCCAUUAUACAAAGAACAUGACUGUGAGUUUCUCUCAGAACAAGUUACUUGCAUUAAAAAUGGAAGAUCAGAUUCUCUUUAUCAGAACUGGAGAUGGAAACCCAGAGAUUGUUCUUUGCCCAAAUUCAAAGCGAGAUUAUUGCUUGAGAAACUCCGGGGUAAAAGGAUUAUGUUUGUGGGGGAUUCACUGAAUAGAAACCAGUGGGAAUCCAUGGUUUGUCUACUUCUUCAAUCUGGUAUUUCUAUUGGGAAGAAGAGCCAUGAAAAAUCCGGUUCUUUAGUUUUUUACCGCAUUCAGGAGUACAACACCACAGUGGAGUUCUAUUGGGCACCAUUUCUCGUCGAAUCGAAUUCGGACAAUCCGUGGCAACACAGUAUUAAAGACCGUAUAAUCAAGCCGGAAUCGAUCAAGAACAAUGGAGAUGAUUGGAAAGGUGUAGAUUACUUGAUUUUCAACUCAUAUAUUUGGUGGAUGAACUCCGGAUAUAUGAAAGUCCUGCAAGGAUCGUUUGAUGUAGAACCGGUGGAAUACAUUGAAGUCGAACGGCCUAUAGCUUAUGACAGAGUUGUGAAAACAUGGGCUAAAUGGGUCGAGGAAAACGUCGAUUCGAAGUUCACGUCGGUCUACUUCAUGAGCAUGUCACCUACUCAUUUCAAGAGUUUGGAUUGGGACAAUCCUGAUGGGAUUUUAUGUGCAAAGGAGAGUCUUCCGAUGGCGAACUUGUCGAUUCCUCCACCAAAUGUUGGCACAGAUCAUAGAGUAUUGGGGAUAGUUGCAGAUGUGAUUCAAUCCAUGAAAGUACCUGUUAACUUCGUCAAUAUUACGGCCAUGUCCGAGUAUCGGAAAGAUGCACAUACAUCGGUUUAUACAACCCGGCAAGGGCAGUUGAUGACACCAGAGCAGCAAGCAGAUCCAGCUACAUACGCAGAUUGUAUACAUUGGUGCCUACCAGGGUUACCUGAUACAUGGAAUGAACUCCUCUACGCACAUAUCAUUUUACACUCUUGAUCACCUACAAUUUAUUUUCGUUUAAAAUAGGAAUUGAAAAUGAUUUGUUAAAGAAUUCUUGAACUUGGGUUAACUGUCGCAUGAAAUAU
This is a messenger RNA of Hibiscus syriacus, 1377 nucleotides long. Its product is annotated as protein ESKIMO 1-like. Bases 50 to 1288 code for a protein of 412 amino acids. Gene Ontology annotation, cellular component: Golgi apparatus. The record is from RefSeq and is a predicted model, not a curated record. NCBI's taxonomy places the organism in Eukaryota, Viridiplantae, Streptophyta, Magnoliopsida, Malvales, Malvaceae. The transcript has 5 exons. Gene Ontology annotation, molecular function: O-acetyltransferase activity.